This is a messenger RNA of Rhododendron vialii, 1541 nucleotides long. RefSeq names its product beta-amyrin 28-monooxygenase-like. Gene Ontology annotation, molecular function: heme binding; monooxygenase activity; iron ion binding. The transcript is spliced from 3 exons. The record is from RefSeq and is a predicted model, not a curated record. Gene Ontology annotation, biological process: sterol metabolic process. The coding region runs from base 117 to 1541 and encodes 474 amino acids. NCBI's taxonomy places the organism in Eukaryota, Viridiplantae, Streptophyta, Magnoliopsida, Ericales, Ericaceae.
UGCCUAUAAAAUACCCUCCUUGGCCCUGCGAAACUCAUCAUCUCAUUAAAAACACACAAGCACCCACACCUUUGUCCACCUUGAACUACCAUUGCCUAUAGACAGAAGAAAAUAAAAUGGAAAUCCUCUAUGCCUCUUUCCUUUGUUUCUUUCUUCUUCUUGUCAUCUACCUCUUCCAAAACCACAAAUCCAGGGGAAAUACAAACCUUCCACCUGGGAAAACCGGAUUUCCGGUGGUUGGGGAAACCCUUGAAUUCCUCUCCACGGGAUGGAAAGGUCACCCCGAGAAAUUCAUAUUUGACUGCAUAGCCAAGUACUCCUCUUACAUUUUCAAAACAAGCCUAGUUGGCUCGCCAGUUGUCGUUUUUUGCGGAUUAAAUGGACACCGAUUCCUAUUCUCCAACGAGAACAAGCUUGUCCAGGUAUGGUUUCCCCGUUCUGUCGAAAAAAUCUUCCUGCAAUCUACACGAAUCUCUCCCAUGGAAGAAUCCCUUGAGACCGCAAAUGUUGUCCGAAAAUUUUUCCAGCCGGUGGUAAUGCAAGGCCACAUCGGUUUAAUGGAUAGCAUUGCCCACAACUACUUUGUUACCUACUGGGAAAAAAAGGACACAGUUGUGGUUUUACCACUCACCAAGCACUACACUUUUUUGCUUGCCUGUCGCUUGUUAAUGAGCGUCGAGGAUCCAAACCUUGUUGCCCUACUCAAAAAUCCUUUUGGGUUGAUGUUAAAGGGGAUAGUUUCUGUGCCUAUAGACUUACCCGGAACCCCAUUCAAUCGUGCAAUAAAGGCUUCUACUUUUAUUAAGAAAGAACUUUUGGUGAUUGUCAAGCAAAGGAAGAUAGAUUUGGCUGAGGGAAGGGCAUCGCCGAAUCAGGAUAUCUUGUCGCGCAUACUUUCAACAAGGGAUAACAACGGCAACUUCAUGCCUGAGGCGGAUAUUGCCAAUAAGAUAUUUGGAAUGUUAGUUGGUAGCCAUGACAACAUCACUUUUGUUUGUACUUCCAUUGUCAAGUACCUUGCUGAGUUGCCUGAGAUCUACCAAGGAGUUUACCAGCAACUGGAGAUUGCGAAAUCUAAAGCACCUGGUGAAUUGUUGAGCUGGGGAGACAUUCAGAAGAUGAAAUAUUCAUGGAACGUAGCAUGUGAAGUGAUGAGACUGGCACCCCCCAGCCACGGUUUUUUCAGAGAAGCAUUAACGGAUUUCACGUACAACGGCUUCUCAAUUCCAAAGGGAUGGAAGAUUUUUUGGAACACAUUCUCAACUCAUACAAACCCCGAGUUUUUUCCCGAGCCACAAAAGUUCGAUACAUCGCGAUUCGAGGGUUCUGGACCAACUCCUUACACGUAUGUACCUUUUGGUGGAGGACCUAGGAUGUGCCCUGGAAAAGAUUUCGCCCGGUUAGAAGUACUCGUGUUCAUGCACCACCUAGUCAAGAGGUUUAGGUGGGAAAAAUUGAUUCCUGAUGAGAAGAUUGUUUAUGUUCCCGUAGCUAAUCCUGAGAAUGGGCUUCCAAUUCGCCUCUUUUCCCAUGAAGCUUAG